CUCAAGUGGCUUCAAGUUCACAUCGAGGCACUUUUCCUCCACAUUUUGGGAGCAUUCGAACGACCUAUCCUUCAAGUACUUCCGGGUCAUCUCGCUCGGCCAGGAAAAGGAAGCGAAACAAGAAUCCCAAGAAGCUCUCGAUGUUGCAUUCAAAACCGUGGAGAAGGUCCCAAAAAGCUUCGCUGGCCCGGGCGCGCAGGCAAGCACGCGGCACAACGCGCUCACGUCACCGAUGCGCGGAAACGAGGGGGCAGAUUGGAUUGUCAGCGCGGGAAGAUGGCGACGACAAAUAGAGACGAAAAAAGAGAGACCACGGCGAAAGUGUGCGCGCGCCCAUGACUUGUAAUCUUUGGAGCGCGACGGACUUCGGUGAAGGCGCCAAGUAGGAUGUCGCUCAAAUGGACGUCACGCAGAUCAGGGAGAUUCGUGUUCACCUACCUUGCUAACAUCACCAGACAUCAGUGAAGAAGCUCUUGGUCCUGAGCCGCAGGAACCGGAGCCCCGCAACUUUAAAGAGGAAAAGUGGCAGCAAUUUGCCGUUGAUUUGCCGGCGUCCCUGUGAAGAGCGACGACGACGAAGGCAAAGGUUAAACGUGACGGGCAGGAAUUCCAGUCAGAAGCUCAAGUCGACGCAGGACAACAGAAGGUGACGGAGAGGAUCACGAGCACGAGCAGACAGCCGCUCGGUUUGACUCUCAGAUGGCGGCGACGCGUCUGACACCGGGGACGACCGCUCGAAAGGUGCUACGACCGGUCACACUGACAACGGACUUUUGACAUGUCCUCAGUGCGACAAAACAUUUGGCCGUGAGUAACUUUGAGAAAACACACGAGAACUCACGCUGAUAAUCACUUCACAUGUCCUGAAUGCGACACCGCUUUUCAUCAACACACCGAUUUGAAAAACAAACACAUGGGAAGUCACACUGGAGAGAAGCCGUUUUCCUGCUCAGAAUUUGCAGACAGAGGAACUCCGGCAGCUCACUCGAGAGAGACCGUUCGCAAGCUCAGCGUGUGGUCAGCGAUUCUCAAUUAGAUCCGGUGUGGUAAAAGACAUGCCAAUACACACGGGAGAGAAACCCCUUGGCUGCUCAGUGUGCGGUCUGAGAGUAAAUCCAAAGAUCAGUUCAACAACGCACACUGGUGAGAGAGCAUUUCCAUGCUCAAGCUGCAGGAAAGGUUUUUCGGAGAUCCGGCACCUCAGAACACACUCGGGUGAGAAACUGUCCAGGUGCAAUGUGCGCGCGAAAAGAUUUUCUCGUCAGGACAAGCCGAAAGAACACAAGUGCGCUGGGAAGAAAUUCAGCUCCCAGACUGAAACGUUGACUUUUUGAACAUGGCUGCACACAAUGUGCGAGGCUGUCAGCGUGUGUGUGCGCGUCAUACCGUAUUCACAGUUGUUACCUGUGAACAUGCUUCAAACAUUAUAAAGCUGCACAAUAAAGGUUGUUGUUUCGUCGAAAUCAUCAUUAAUGGUGUUUGGUGGCGAGCGCAAUUCAAAUAUGUAUUGGCAGCAUUCACGCACAAGCAAACCUUCCACACGAUCACAUUCAAAUCAGAAAAUGUAAGCGAGACAGUGAAAGCAAGAAUUAGUAGCAAAGUGAAACGACUCUACCAGAAGCAACGUAGUGUAAUGACACCACCUCACCUGAGAGAGGCAGUGAUGCGCUCGUGUCAACUGUCUCGUCUGGCGGAAGUAAAACUAAAGGAAGCCGACGUCAGCAAGACGGUUUGAAGUCACAACGACUUUGCCCUUUUUUUCUGGCCUUAUUUCACACACGAAUUGGAUGAGGCGGAUUUUGAAGCUUCUCCAUUUCGCUGAGCUCGCUGACCGCUAACACAGCGAUGCGGAAGUGAGCGACACGUCGCCGAGCGGCGAUCGAAGUGAGUGUGAAGUGUUGCGAUUAUCGCGUGGCGGGGAAAUGUGCAAAGUGGAUAUGCUGAGGGGGUUGUUUCAUGCGCGCCGUCGAAGAAAUAUUUGUAGUGUUUGAAAGAACGAUUGCAGAGUACGAGGAAGAACUUUGUCGGGCGAAAGAGGAGAACGAGCGACAACGUCAACUGCUGGACGCUGUCUUCAAGCCUCAAGAUGAGUUACACGUACCAGAGCUUCAUCCUGAGCAGCAGAAGUGGAGCUCCAGGGUGGAGGACGAGUCAACGCUCCCCAACGUUAAAGUUGAAGAGGAGGACCUGCGGAGGAGUCGGGAGGGAGAGCAGCUUCAGGGGUUCCCGGGGAUUCGUGUCAUUGUGAAGAGUGAAGGGGACGACGACGAAGUGGCAAAGUCUCGGCUUCGUUCCAGUCAAAGUGUGCAAAACGCAGCAAGCAGCAGCUCAAGUCAACACGUGACGACAGGAGAUGGAGACCGUUGUGAAGGAUCGCAAGCAACCAGCCUCUCGGACACAAAGUCUGACACUGAUGAUGACGAACACGCUAAAGGUGGUUUGGAAUAUCCCACUGAAAACGCACACCUGACGUGUCCUCGAUGUGACGAGACAUUUGGGACCAAAUACACGUUAAGAGUGCACAUGAGAACGCACACGGGAGAGAAACCCUUUUCCUGCUCAUUUUGCAGUAAAACGUUCUCUCAAAAAGUAAAGUUGAUAACACACGCAAGAACACACACGGGCCAAAAACCCUUUUCCUGUUCGGUGUGCAACAAGAGUUUUCGGGAUCAUUCAGCGUUGGUGCAACACGAGAGAACGCACACGGGUGAGAAACCGUUUAGAUGCUCUGUGUGUGCCCAACACUUCUCAUUUAGGUCAAAUAUGAUAACACACAUGAGAACGCACACUGGAGAAAAACCUUUUGUCUGCUCACUGUGCGGUCUGAGAGUCACUCAGAAGAUUAGUUUAACAAAUCACAUGAGAACGCACACUGGGGAGAGACCUUUCGCCUGUUCCAUCUGCAACAAAUGUUUUUGUGAUCGUUCGACAUUGGUUCGACACAUGACCACACACACUGGUGAGAAAGUUUUCAGUUGCAGCUUGUGUGAGAAGAGAUUCUCUCGUAAAGAGAAGCUUAACAAACACAAGUGCGCUGGGAAGAAAUCAAGCUGUGGGACUUGAAAUAAACUGCGAAGAGACUUUGGAAGAGCCUCAAAACUACUAACUAGUACAUUUCCUGAAAUAAAUGCUCUGGAGAGAGUGGCGGGUGAUCGGUGGAGAACCAGCAAGUGAGCGGUGAGCAGAUAUGCUUGAGAAGUGUUGGAGUGUUUGUUGGCUUGGAGCGACACACGUGGGACGACACCGCUCUUGGCCUUGUACUUACUUGUAUUGCGUUGCAUUCAAACAAUGGGCGCCUACCAACUUAUUGUUAUUCUUAUUUAUUAUUGUAUGAUUUUGCUGGGCCGGCUCACUUUUUUUUUUCUUCUCUCCUCUCUGUACUUCGACUUUAGCACGGUCUCAGUACUUUUGCCAAUUACGGAUGUGAACGUGAUGCGACCCGGAAGAGCCCGGAAGGCCAAAGCGUCCCAUUGAGCGAGCGUUGAGGGCUCCUCGGGAGUGCUGUCCUCACUAAGUCUUCUUGCGUGAACUGGCGAAACGUCUUCCGAGACAACCCGUCCAUUCCAGUUGAGUUGCGAUGGCUGCACUGCCCUAAGAUGAAAAGGAACUGACGAAAUGAAUGAAUGUGGGUCCUUCGAGGCAAUCGGCCACUAGGGGGCCCCCAAGCGUAAAAGAGUCAACAGAGCUAUUUGCAGUAUUUUGUUAUUUUUUAGGUAGGUAGUGUCGAGGAAGAAACAAGAGUAACCUAUAUAAAAAAAAGGUUCAA
Messenger RNA from Phycodurus eques (leafy seadragon), 3766 nucleotides. RefSeq names its product oocyte zinc finger protein XlCOF6.1-like. The record is from RefSeq and is a predicted model, not a curated record. The transcript is spliced from 3 exons. Gene Ontology annotation, cellular component: nucleus. The coding region runs from base 1957 to 3063 and encodes 368 amino acids. Lineage: Eukaryota; Metazoa; Chordata; Actinopteri; Syngnathiformes; Syngnathidae.